AUGCCUCAUGAUUGGUGCAAAGCCAACGGCCCGUCGCUAUUGAUUAUCGUGAGCGCCGUUUUGGGACUUUGUUUCGGCUUUAUAUUGAAGUCCAUAUUUACAAUAAGUCCCGUUGUGUUAACAUAUAUCGCACUUCCGGGCACUUUGAUUAUCAGGGCGUUCAUGAUGAUCAUUGUGCCCCUCAUUCUAGCAUCACUGGCCACAAGCAUUACUGGCACAAAACGUGGUGAAAAUAAGCGCUUAAUUAUAUGGACAUUUGUUUUGAUUGUGGUAUUUUCGUCAUGUUGUUCAACAUUUGGUGCAAUUAUGGUCUCAAUUAUAAAACCCGGGGUCAGAAACAUGUCUAUGAUUGUGGCCAAUAAGGACAGCCCCAGCGAUGGUCAACAGUCCCACGAGUUUGAUAUCAAACAAAUGAUCUCUAGUCAAGACGAAAGCAUUUAUGAUGUGUUUAUUAAGAGUAAUUGA
This is a messenger RNA of Medioppia subpectinata, 465 nucleotides long. Lineage: Eukaryota; Metazoa; Arthropoda; Arachnida; Sarcoptiformes; Oppiidae. The record is from the annotation of a GenBank genome assembly.